CCGACAGUUUGUGGGCUCUCCAGCAUGUGCCUGUUUGCUUGGUGCCGCUCUCCUGAUAAGUCACAACAAAGCUUCCAGAGGGAGAGCAAGGAUGGAAAGCACCGCAGCCCCUAUCACCAAAUCUGCAGCUGCCAAGUUAGUUAAGAAAAAUUUCCUUGAAGCUCUAAAGUCAAAUGACUUUGGAAAAUUGAAGGCCAUUUUAAUCCAAAGGCAAAUAGAUGUGGACACAGUUUUUGAAGUUGAAGAUGAGAAUAUGGUUUUGGCAUCUUAUAAACAAGGUUAUUGGUUGCCUAGCUAUAAAUUAAAGUCUUCUUGGGCAACCGGCCUGCACCUCUCAGUCUUAUUUGGUCAUGUGGAAUGUCUGCUGGUGCUGUUGGACCAUAAUGCUACAAUCAACUGUAGACCCAAUGGGAAAACCCCUCUUCAUGUGGCUUGUGAAAUGGCCAACUUGGAUUGCGUUAAGAUCCUCUGUGACCACGGCGCAAAGCUCAAUAGCUACUCCUUAAGUGGACACACAGCCUUACACUUCUGUACAACUCCAAGCUCCAUUCUCUGUGCCAAGCAGUUAGUUUGGAGAGGAGCAAAUGUGAACUUGAAGACCAACAACCAGGAUGAGGAGACGCCCCUGCACACGGCUGCGCACUUCGGCCUCUCGGAGCUGGUGGCCUUCUACGUGGAGCACGGAGCCAUCGUGGACAGUGUGAACGCCCACAUGGAGACGCCACUCGCCAUCGCCAGCUACUGGGCCCUCCGCUUUCAAGAGCAGGAGUACAGCAGGGAGCACCACCUCAUUUGCCGCAUACUGCUCGACUACAAGGCUGAGGUCAAUGCCCGGGAUGACGACUUUAAAUCUCCGCUCCACAAGGCCGCCUGGAACUGCGACCAUGUGCUCAUGCACAUGAUGCUGGAGGCGGGCGCCGAAGCCAACCUCAUGGAUAUCAACGGCUGUGCGGCCAUCCAGUACGUGCUGAAGGUCACCUCCGUGCGCCCGGCCGCCCAGCCUGAGAUCUGCUACCAGCUGCUGCUGAACCAUGGAGCCGCUCGAAUAUACCCUCCGCAGUUCCAUAAGGUGAUAGAAGCUUGUCAUUCUUAUCCCAAAGCAAUCGAAGUUGUCGUCAAUGCCUAUGAACACAUCAGAUGGAACAUAAAGUGGAGAAGAGCUAUCCCUGAUGACGACUUGGAGAGACACUGGGAUUUUUACCACUCCCUCUUCACUGUGUGCGGUAACUCUCCAAGGACCCUCAUGCAUUUAUCGAGAUGUGCCAUUCGAAGAACGUUGCACAACAGAUGUCACAAAGUAAUUCCUUUGCUUUCCCUCCCAUUGUCAUUGAAAAAGUACUUGCUUUUAGAGCCUGAGGGAAUCAUUUAUUAAGCCUUAUGAGACAGAAGUUCCCAGUCCUAGAUAUUUAAAUGGACUCGCCUGGUAGACACAGUUUGCAUAAAUAAAAUGGUACUUGGGUUGAUUAUAACACUUCAGGGAUUUCAAAACACUUUACAAACACUAUGUCAUUAAUCCUAGGGUGAGGGGAAAUAAACAAGAAGUAAAGUUAAGGAAUUCUCAAAGACACGAUGUAUCCUGAAGAUACUGAUAAAAUAAUGAUAACUAACAUUUAUACAAUGCUCUCAUUAGGUGCAUGAGAGAUUUUUGUCAAACUUUCCAUAUCUGAGCUUAUUUGCAUGGGACCCAGGUUUUCUUAAAACCAACCUCAUCUUCUACUUUCUCAGUAAUACGUUUACAUUACCUUUCAGUGGGCAAAAUAGCAAGCUUUUAUAAUUGGCCUAUUAAUCUUUUCUGUCUCACUUCCAUUACCACUUUGCAGAAAUUGACCUUGGCUAGUUUUGCAAACUCUGAUCCCCACCAAGACUCUUCAAAUUUUUUUUUUUGGUGAAGAGCUUACUCGAAACCAUGGAGAUCUUUGAGUCGAGUAAAAAGCAAAGACUCAUCCAUCUCAUAGUCAAAAUGGACAUUUCAACACACUCUCAUUGAGCCAGAACCUGGAGGUGCACUCACAAAUUGGAAGAACUCCUGCCCUCCAGGAUCUCACCAUUUAACCGAGAAUCCAGACAUUAGAGCAAACAACUGCAGUGUCAAAUCCCAGGGGCAAGCCUACAGUUGCAGGCCCCUUCCUAGAGAUUACCUUCCAAGUUGUGUUUCUGACAUGAAGUGUGUUUUUCCUUUAAAGCAUGAAGAUAAAGAGUGAAGGGAUUGUGUGAAGAGAGCUGUUAGUGUUAAUGUAUUCACUUUAAGUUUCUCCAAACACCCGUUUUAUUUCAGCACAAUUUGCUGUUUGGUGCUUCUCCAGACUCAGCAAGAAGACUGCACACUCCGUGGCUCCCACUUAUGUGACUAGGGAGUUGAGAAAAAUGUGUGGGAGGAAGUGUGUGCAGGGAAAGACUUCAGUUGAAGUCUUUGGUUUUUUUUUAGUUAUGCAUACAAGAACUGGGGUGUAAGCCAGAGGUGCAGGGGUGGGGGGGGGUGAAAGGAUUCAACAGACAGAGUAGGGAGCAGAACAGGCAGAUGUACUGAAAUACACCACUGAGGGGAGCAGCAGGCAAGGCAGGAGAGGUCUGCUGCACCAUGUGGAUUGGAUUGCUCCCUGGACAGCUGGGGAUGGAACUCCUUGUGCUGCAGUGGCUGGCAGAGCUUGAUAGUGCUGUGUUUAACCCCUGCGCCACCAGGGAGGCCCUACUUUGUUCUUUUGUAUGUAACAGAAUACCAUGUCACUGCAUUUUCACUAGGAAAUAAGGAGCAGUGCUAGGAUGAAUGGCUGUAGAAAACAAAUAGACCUUUUGAAAAUGGUGGAAGUUGGAGAAACUUGGAGUGAUAACUGUGUUAACCAGGCUUUGUGGUUUGCAGAAAGAGAAAUGUAGAUGACUAACCUCUGGACAUUAUGGAUUAUGAGGCCAACUUUGGUACAUUUUUGUUCUUGCUCAUUUUUAGAUAAGCACUUCGCCUCUUAGCAUCACUUGUUAGUGGUUAAAGUGAAGUAAUGAAGCACCGAUAAAUCUGCCCAUUGUGAACAGGUUUCUUUUAUUUGUGUGAUUCCCCCUCUUACUUAAUUUUUGAUGACUGAAUUUUAAAUAGAGAUAUCAAAUAUUCCAUUAAUCUACUAUUUAGAUGGUGCUUCUCCACUGGUGUUUGCAUAUUUCCUGAGCUGUGUAGGAGAAAUCACAGGUGGAUGUGAUGCUCUUUCUGAAGUAUCAGUUUUACCCACAUAUUUGGGAGAACUAUUUUGUACUAAAACAAGAUCUACAUUAUGGAAUAGAAUGCUGAAUUUGUAUGAACUAUUCAUAUAAAACAUGAUCCUUCAAAAAUCAUUUCUUGCAGUAGUUGAAAUGCAAGAGGUAGUUUUUGUAUCCUAUCUAGCAUGCUGAGUUGAGGUGCAUGCUGCCCCCACCUUCUGGAAUAUUCUGGCAGAAACAUUUGUGGUGCUCUGACUUGGGGUGAGUAAAAGUGAUGCUGAUGGCAAAGAAAGAGAAUGUGGAUUGCUCAGUGAAAUAUUGUGUGUCAGCCUGCUUGCCUGUGUGUGCUUAAACCUUUUGUGUAAUCUAGCAUAUAAGACACGACUACUUGUUUUGAAUUGUUUAUUUGUGGAUUUAUUUUUCCUUAUCUUUGAACUUUUAUUUAGAGGACUUAAAUAAAUAAAACUCUUCUG
Messenger RNA from Talpa occidentalis (Iberian mole), 3656 nucleotides. RefSeq names its product ankyrin repeat and SOCS box containing 4 (gene ASB4). The transcript has 5 exons. The record is from RefSeq and is a predicted model, not a curated record. Gene Ontology annotation, molecular function: protein binding. The coding region runs from base 92 to 1372 and encodes 426 amino acids. Gene Ontology annotation, biological process: intracellular signal transduction. NCBI's taxonomy places the organism in Eukaryota, Metazoa, Chordata, Mammalia, Eulipotyphla, Talpidae.